Malus domestica (apple) is the source of this 1608-nucleotide messenger RNA. Its product is annotated as metal tolerance protein 11. Gene Ontology annotation, biological process: transmembrane transport; monoatomic cation transport. Lineage: Eukaryota; Viridiplantae; Streptophyta; Magnoliopsida; Rosales; Rosaceae. Gene Ontology annotation, molecular function: manganese:proton antiporter activity. The record is from RefSeq and is a predicted model, not a curated record. Gene Ontology annotation, cellular component: membrane.
AGACCACAAGGUCCACAACAGAACUAUAAUAUAAAUUCCCGUUUCCCAAAAACCCCUCGGAUUCUCAUCGAGUUUUCAGUUCCUGCCCCUCGAAUGCUCCCCUGCUCCUCCCGCACUCUCUCUCUAACCCAGCCUUCUCUCUCUCCCUCUCUUUCUCUCUCUAACUCACGGUGACCGGGGUAAUGGUGGAUCCUGUGACGCCCUGCUACGACGAGGAGAGCUCGCUGUUGCAGGAGUCGAGCAUUGUCGACGGGUCGUGGCGGUUGAACUUCGACGGCUUCGAGGUGUCGUCGGAGCACAAGGAGAAGAAGCCUCCGCGCGGAAUCCAUGACUGCCUUGGGGUUUUAGGGACGGAGGAUACUGUGGCGGAGUAUUACCAACAACAGGUAGAAAUGCUCGAGGGCUUUACUGAAAUGGAUGCUUUGGCGGAGCGUGGUUUUAUUCCUGGAAUGUCAAAGGAAGAGAAGGAAAAGUUGGCAAAAAGCGAGACUUUUGCCAUCAGAAUAUCCAAUAUUGCAAACAUGGUUCUUUUUGCAGCUAAAGUUUAUGCAUCUGUCAGAAGUGGUUCAUUGGCCAUCAUCGCAUCCACAUUGGACUCAUUGCUUGAUCUUUUGUCCGGCUUCAUCUUGUGGUUUACUGCAUUCUCCAUGCAAACCCCUAGCCCAUAUCAGUAUCCUAUUGGGAAGAAAAGAAUGCAGCCGUUGGGAAUCCUUGUUUUUGCCUCUGUCACAACCCUGGGACUGCAGAUCAUCCUGGAGUCAUUGCGCACACUAGUUUCUGAUGAGGAUGAGUUCAGCUUGACCACGGAUCAAGAGCGAUGGGUCGUGGGCAUUAUGCUCUCGGUGACUUUGGUAAAAUUCCUUCUGAUGCUUUACUGCCGCAGUUUCAAGAACGAAAUUGUUAAAGCUUAUGCCCAGGAUCACUUCUUUGAUGUUAUAACUAACAUCAUUGGUCUCGUUGCUGUGCUCCUUGCUCAUUAUUUUGAUGAUUGGAUGGACCCCGUUGGAGCCAUCAUUCUGGCCUUGUACACCAUUCGCACAUGGUCGUUGACUGUGCUGGAAAAUGUGAACUCGCUAGUUGGAAGAUCAGCUGCUCCCGAAUAUCUACAAAAAUUGACGUACCUUUGCUGGAACCAUCACAAGGCAAUACGCCAUAUCGAUACAGUCCGGGCUUACACCUUUGGCUCGCACUACUUCGUCGAGGUUGACAUUGUCCUGCCGGCUGACAUGCCCUUACAAGAGGCUCAUGACAUAGGGGAAACGCUGCAGGAGAAGCUUGAGCUCCUGCCUGAAAUCGAGCGCGCCUUUGUUCAUCUAGAUUACGAGUUCAGCCACAAGCCGGAGCACGCACAGUCGCACUCAUAAAAGUGAGGAUAAUUCUAUUUGUUGUUGUGUUCAACUUUGUACGCUAGAAUCGAUCCCAAAUCGAAGGCAGUAAUAAACUGAAAAUGUGUAGAUGUUUGGUAGGCGUCAAGAACAAGUUGGGAUUCUGGUAACACUGGGAAAACAGCAUUUGUAUGGCCGGGUCGCAUGCACCUUUUAGUGAGACCCAGCAAUUUCAAGUUACUGUAUAUCACUACUCCUUGAGAAACUCGCAUGUUUUUCAACC